AUGGGACGCGGGGGCGGAGUGGUCUCCUACCGGCUGCUGAAGCUCCCGGAGCCACUGUUGGAGAAGGACCCUGCAGUCGGCGGAGCGGCCGCGUCGAGCGACUCGGAGACGUCGGAGAGCGACGACGACUGGAUCGUUGACGGUAAGGGAGACGCCAAGGCGCGCGAAAGCAAGCCGUCGGAGAAAACGGCUCGCAAUAACCGCUCGUCGGGUAGCGAGGCCGAGAACAGGAGCGCCUCGCGUCGGGCCGGUCUGAGCCCGAGGAGGGCGAAGUCUCGGACUCUGGCGGCGGUUCCUCGGCUACCGGCCGGCUGCAGUGGCAGCGAAGACGACGAUGACGACGAUGCCGAAGAAGAGGAGUUCAACGACGGCUACGACGAGAAACUCAAGGGCGCUCGAGGUCAGUGA
Molecule: messenger RNA, 408 nt
Organism: Dermacentor andersoni
Lineage: Eukaryota; Metazoa; Arthropoda; Arachnida; Ixodida; Ixodidae
Source: RefSeq, a predicted model, not a curated record